UGAAUAUGGAUUGAGCUGUUUUAGAUUUUGUAUUGAGAUUUUCCUAAAAUUUUCCUAUACAAUUUCAGGAUAUAAACUGUUUCAAAAUGCUUCAUGGUUUUGUAUCAUCAAUUGAUUAAAUGCUGCGCACUCAAAGUACGUGUUUAAAGCUUUCACGGCCAAUGGCAGGAACAUUUAUGCAGGCAGCACAAGAGAAAACAUAUGCCAGACCACCAAGUAAUUCGGUGAACAUGGUUCCUACCCCGCCACCUGGACUAGAUGCUAUUUAUCAAGCUUGUCGAAAUGUAUAUCAUGACCAACCUAACCCUUUGCAAGUAACUGCUGUCAUUAAAUAUUGGCUUGGAGGACCAGACCCGUUGGAUUAUGUGUCAAUGUAUUACAAUAAAGGGGACCCUGAACGGAACAUUCCAGAACAUUGGCACUACAUUACCUUUGGAUUUUCAGAUUUGCAUGGCGAUGGACGUGUGCACCCAACUAGCAAUUCUGACGGCCCCAGCGGAUUUGGAUUCGAAUUAACGAUGCGGUUGAAACGAGAGCCCGGCGAGAGUGGACCACCCACUUGGCCUGCUGAAUUGCUCCAGGCAUUGGCCCGAUAUGUCUUCCAGUCAGAAAACGCUCUCUAUAGUGGAGAUCAUGUUUCAUGGCACGCACCACUGGACAACUGCGAGUCAAGGUUGCAGCACAUGCUUAUGACAGAUGACGCCCAACUACCGAUGGUUACUACACCGAUCGGAUCGGUCAACUUCAUACAAGUCGUCGGCGUUUGCACCGAGGAGCUGCAGGCGGCGCAGCAGUGGAACGGCCCAGGCGUUAUCGAGCUGCUUAAAACUAUUCCCCUAGCCGGCGGGCCUUGGCUUGUCACCGACAUGAGGAGAGGCGAGACCAUUUUCGAGAUCGACCCGUCAUUACAAGAGAGCGUCGAUGAGGGGAUCAGGCAGAACGGCUCAAAUCUCAGCGGUGUCAGCGCCAAAUGUACGUGGAUCGAAUCGACAGACGCAAUGUACGGCGAGAACGGAGACGAGUUACAUUUACCACCGAAAAUCUCAGAGGAAGUUUCAAAUCAAAUCAAGGAUGCGCUUCUAGAAGGCUUGGGCCGCGCCAAGCACCAGGCCCUUCCCUCUGUCCCUUCAAGGGAACUUGUAUCACGCGAGAACGACGUGCCGCACGAGAUGGUAUACACACGUACAUUGGACGCAGUACACCUCAAGUUUAAUCUUGAGGCAGGUUCCCUACUCGCCCUUGCUUGCAAAGGUCGUGUACUGCAUGGCCGGCAUUUCACUUUCAAAAGCGUGAACGGAGACACGGCUGUGACAUUCGUAGCAACAGGGGUCGAGGGAGCGUUCGUUAAUGAACGAAACCCCUACGCUGCCAGGGGACCGUGGCUGCAGGUCCUGGUCACAGAAGACCUCGCUUACGAACUCAUUCGAGACUUAGAAGAGUUGACAAGCAUCGACACUGCACAGCUCCCGAAAAGUUACAGGUGGCCUCGAAAGCGCUUAGAGGUGUCGAUAUUACCAGACCCGAGCUUCGACUCCAUUUUACCAAUGGAGCAGUUUCCUACGUAGCCCGUGACGCCCUGCUUUUUGUUAAGCAAAAUCUGCUGCAGUCAUGACGGUCGUUUCGACCCAAGUGUUCCUUAAUUGGUGCUUUGUACUGCUGCUUCACCUCUUCCCCUAAACUGAGGUGUUAUUAUGACAAGCUGUUAUCGGUCUACACUGAUGUAACGUUGCGUGAAGCCACCGACUUAUUCCCAAAACGCUGGCCGUCGCUUGAAAUUCCUUCCUCGUUCGGUAAGGCGAUUUUGGGCCCCGUAAUCCCGGAACAGGUGAACGCAAGAAUUUUAAAGAGUUUUUGACCCGAUUUGCAGUCGACCUUGUUGUUGUUCUCCACGCUUUAUACCAUUGUGAUUUUUACUACUAUUUUUUUAUAAUUCUCAUGUAUUUCUAUUUGUGCUUCACUCUGUUUCCGCCUGGAAUUCGCGCGUCCGUUUUCCACUGUCACCUUCUACAGUACAUUUUGUCAUCUCCGCAAA
Molecule: messenger RNA, 2032 nt
Organism: Ciona intestinalis (vase tunicate)
Lineage: Eukaryota; Metazoa; Chordata; Ascidiacea; Phlebobranchia; Cionidae
Product: suppressor of fused homolog
Cellular component (GO): cytoplasm; nucleus
Molecular function (GO): transcription factor binding
Source: RefSeq, a predicted model, not a curated record